AUGAGUGUUGAAUUACCACUUACAGGAUGGAUUGAUAUUCGAAUUAAUUUAUCAAAUAAAAUCAAGAAAUAUUAUUACGUUUUAGAAGGUAAUAAAUUAAUAUUAUACAAAGAUGAAGAUAAAAAGAAAGAAGUUUUUUCAAUAAACUUAAAAAAUGGGAAAUUAUGUUAUCUGAGUGCAGAACAAGAAGUUAUUGAUCCAGUGAAAAUAGAAAUCACAUUUGAUUUAUUAGAAAAUGAAUAUUAUCAAUUUGAAUGUAAUAAUAAACAAACACUAGCAUUAUGGAUUAAAACAUUAUCUUCUUAUUGUUGUGUUGCUGGAAUUACUCAUUAUCCAUUACACACUAUUACAUUUAAAAGUAAUUAUUGCAUUCCAUUAAUCCUUGCUAAAUGUUUUAAAACCAUUGAUGAAUAUCAAUAUCAACCUUCUUCUCCUUUACUUCAACCAUUAAGUUUUGACCUUAACGAAUUAAAUGAACUUUGUGAUAUUAAUUCAAUCAAAACAAUUGAACAAGCACAUUUAAUUAUUCACCAUUAUAUCACAUCAUUAA
Entamoeba dispar SAW760 is the source of this 550-nucleotide messenger RNA. RefSeq lists its product as uncharacterized. The annotation marks the transcript as partial. The record is from RefSeq and is a predicted model, not a curated record. NCBI's taxonomy places the organism in Eukaryota, Evosea, Mastigamoebida, Endamoebidae. The transcript has a single exon.